GGCGUGCCCUGGUCGAAGGAGGAGCGUCGGUUCGCCAUCGUCGACUCGCUCGAGCACCUCGCGCUCGCCGUCCUUGGACAACUGGUCGACGCCGUCGCGCCUGAGCCGAGCGAGCAGAUCAGCGGCAGCUCCCAGCAGCAGCUCAAGGCGCACAAGUCGACGAUCCGCAAGGUCGAGGUCGUUCUGGUCCGGCGCGGUGGCGAGAACGAGUCGUCCGCCCUGGUCAACGCCGAGCGCAGCAAGACGCAGUCGAUCAAGUUUCCUCGCCGAUACGGUCAUGGCGGCAACCUGCGCCUCGCCUGCCUCCUCAAGGUCGUCGAGCUCGUCCUCGAGGCGCUCAAGAACGGCAUCGUCUACACGAAGCGCGACAUGUUCUACCGCGACGUCACCCUCUUCGUCAAGCAGGCCAUUGUCGACUCGCUCGUCGACGACCUCGCCGCAUCGCUACGUGUGCGCCGCAGCGACCUCAACGUCGUCGCGACCGCAAAAGGCCUGUUCGCCGGCGCCGUCAAGCUCGUCCUCACCGACGGCAGCGAGCUCUCUUCUGCAGACCGGGGCACGCUGGUCCCGCCGGGCACGCUCGUCGACCGCCUCGAGCUUGAGAAGGUCAAGUGGGUGCUCGUCGUCGAAAAAGACGCUGUCUUUCAGUCGCUCGUCUCAUCAAGCUUGUUGGACGACGACGAGCUCGGCGCCGGUGUCCUUCUCACCGGCAAGGGCUAUCCGGACUUGGCGACGCGCGAGCUCCUCAAGCGCCUCUCGGACGACCUGCCCUUCACGCCCAUCUUCGCCCUCGUCGACUCGGACCCGCACGGCCUGUCGAUCCUGUCGGUCUACGCGCACGGCUCGUCCCUCCAGUCGCACGAUGCGCACAACCUCGUCGUACCGCGCUUGCAGUGGCUCGGCAUCAAGGGCACCGAGUGGGCCGCGCUCGGCGUCGACCGCGACGACCUCCUGCCGCUCACCAAGGCCGACAGGGUCAAAGCGCUCUCGAUGCUCAAGAAGGACGACCUCCCCGACGCUUGGAGGCGCGAGCUCGAGUUCAUGCUUCACUUGCAGCGCAAGGCCGAGAUCCAGAUCCUCUCGUUGACACGUCCCUCGACCGCCGGCAACGAGAUCUCGCAGCAAGAGCCGGCGUCUUUGCCCUCGUCGCCGCCGUCGUCUCGUCUCGUCGACUACGUCAAGAGGGCGCUUUGGCUCGCGCUCGACGACUCGGAGGAGGACGAGGAGGAGGCUCUCUCAGUCGAGCCGGACGGCGCUUGAGUCGCAGAGGGCGACGGUGGCGAGAAGGUGUUGCAUUGCGAAUGAGAUUCUGAACGUC
Rhodotorula graminis WP1 is the source of this 1318-nucleotide messenger RNA. RefSeq lists its product as uncharacterized. The transcript is spliced from 9 exons. NCBI's taxonomy places the organism in Eukaryota, Fungi, Basidiomycota, Microbotryomycetes, Sporidiobolales, Sporidiobolaceae. Gene Ontology annotation, biological process: meiotic DNA double-strand break formation; meiotic DNA double-strand break processing; reciprocal meiotic recombination. The record is from RefSeq and is a predicted model, not a curated record. Gene Ontology annotation, molecular function: DNA topoisomerase type II (double strand cut, ATP-hydrolyzing) activity; DNA binding; ATP binding. Gene Ontology annotation, cellular component: nuclear chromosome. The coding region runs from base 370 to 1260 and encodes 296 amino acids.